Molecule: messenger RNA, 331 nt
Organism: Lolium rigidum
Lineage: Eukaryota; Viridiplantae; Streptophyta; Magnoliopsida; Poales; Poaceae
Exons: 2
Coding region: 8-331 (107 amino acids)
Source: RefSeq, a predicted model, not a curated record
UUUUUUUAUGGAUGCAGGGGAGUCUCUGAGAGCUGAAAAUGAAAUUUUGAGGCUGCAGAUUGUGCAAAAGACGAAGGAGCUCGAGGUUGAAAAGAUUCGGAGACUUGAACUUGAGUUGCUUCUGAAGAACAAGGAGAACAAGUCCCUGAAGAAGCAGAACAAAGCGUUGAGAGCUGAAAAUGAGCACUACAAGACGACUGCAAAGCCACCAAGAAAUCCAAGGCUGUGCAGGUUCUGUAACAAGUAUGUAGUCGGCCAUGACUACCGCAACUGCCCCGAGAGGUGCGCUUCCGCUUCUUAUGAAGAAGAUGAAGCUGAUGAUUCCAACUAG